GUCGCUGAAGAGGGAUCCAGUGCGCAUCAGACUCCACUGUCUUAGGAGAUCGCACACUCACGAAGAAACAGUAAACUCUCUCUCUCUCUCUCUCGCCGGGAAGCUACUGAGUCGAGUCGCCGGCCACUGUUCUUUGUUUGUUUGUUUGAAUUAGUAAGUAAACGUACGUGUUAAAGCGGUUUUGAGUUUGGUUGAUGGAUCCGGGUGGGAUGAUGAACGAAGGCGGACCAUACAACCUGUCUGAGAUCUGGCAGUUUCCGAUUAAUGGAGCUCCGGUGGGAGAUUCGUCGAUGAGAGGCGGUGGAGUUGUGUUCGGUGGUCCCAAUCUGGCGCAGCAGUUCGCUGACUCGAGUCUAGAUGGUACCACCUGUGGCGGUGUUCCAGCUUGUUUGAGCCACGGGCUGCCGCCGCAAGCUGCGGUUUCGGGUGUUUCCGGCUCGAGGAAGCGUAGAGUCGCGCCGGAGGACGAGGCGGCUAAGGUCGUCUCCACCAGCAACGGCGACGGCGCGAAUGAUGGUGAUAGUAAAAGGCAGAAGACGGGAGGGUGUGGAGAUGAAGGGUGUGACGGGAGAGCUGAAACGGAACCAGCAAUGAAGGGGGCAGAGCAAAAGAAGCAGGUGCCUGAAGCCCUGAAAGAUUAUAUUCACGUCCGAGCAAGAAGGGGUCAGGCGACUGAUAGCCACAGUCUAGCUGAAAGGGCAAGACGAGAGAAAAUAAGUGAGAGGAUGAAAAUCUUGCAAGAUCUCGUUCCGGGUUGUAACAAGGUUAUCGGGAAAGCGCUUGUUCUUGAUGAGAUUAUCAAUUAUAUACAAUCAUUGCAGCGUCAAGUCGAGUUCCUAUCGAUGAAACUUGAAGCAGUCAACUCGAGAAUGACCCCAGGCAUUGAAGUAUUCCCACCGAAAGAGUUUGCUCAGCAACAUUUUGAAGACCCGGGAAUGCAAUUCGGGUCACAGCCUACAAGGGAUUACAUAAGGGGAGCAUCACCAGAGUGGUUGCACAUGCAGGUAGGAGGAGGAGGUUUCGACAGAACGUCUUAAGUUGAUAAAGAACUCUUCCAUCUUGAAAAGGUAACCUCGAGAAGAAGCAUACGUAUAAAUAUCAAUAAUACAUAUAUAAAUACGAGUAUACACACCCGUCCCUACUGCUCGGAGGAAAAGCAAGAUUAGAUUCCUAGUUUCCAUGUCAAGCAAGGGAACUGAAAGCUGUUUUCUUGGUCGCUGUCCCAAAGACUGGUACAAAGAAAAGCUCUGGAACUGCGAGGAACAUGUUCAUUUUGUUUCAACUUGGCUUUUCCUGUCUGAAAAAAUAGAAGGAAGAAGAAUGAAAGCAGCUUCUUCUUGAAAAUGAAGCCGUUUUCCUCUUGCAAAAUGAAAACGUUCUCUCUCAUGAAAUUCUGUAAUUCUUAAAUGUUUUAGGAAUAAAAUUUGGGGGGUCGUGAACAUAUAUUUUUUGCUAAUUCA
Tarenaya hassleriana is the source of this 1460-nucleotide messenger RNA. RefSeq names its product transcription factor BPE-like. The coding region runs from base 195 to 1037 and encodes 280 amino acids. The record is from RefSeq and is a predicted model, not a curated record. Gene Ontology annotation, molecular function: protein dimerization activity; DNA-binding transcription factor activity. Lineage: Eukaryota; Viridiplantae; Streptophyta; Magnoliopsida; Brassicales; Cleomaceae. The transcript has 6 exons. Gene Ontology annotation, biological process: regulation of DNA-templated transcription. Gene Ontology annotation, cellular component: nucleus.